Mesorhabditis spiculigera is the source of this 1334-nucleotide messenger RNA. The record is from the annotation of a GenBank genome assembly. Lineage: Eukaryota; Metazoa; Nematoda; Chromadorea; Rhabditida; Rhabditidae.
AACCCCUCACCGACCUCAACAACUCCACCUUCAUCUACACGGGCUUCUUCUUCGACACCAACUACUACGCCCAAAAUAUAAUCGUUGUAGCCUACACCCCAUACCGACUUGCAAGUACCUUCGAAGUGGUGGUAAAGUACACCUGUAUCCUGGCGCUACUGGUCGAUAUUUUCACGCUAAAACGAUACUCGGCUUAUGCGGCCUACGAUAACGGGAACCAAAAACACGCAGACGUGAAGUAUGCACUGCAGAUGAUCACAUUACACGCGCUCUCGUUAGCGGUUCUUUUUGAAGAAGUCUGGGGAAAUAUUAUUUUUGGGACUUUUGAUGACUUAUCGAUGUUCGCCGCCUGGGAGCUGUUCCCGGAGAUUUGGUUGUUGAUUACUGGAAUGGUGAUCGUCUACUACAAUCACCCGGAAUCUAAAAAACGCCGAAGACGCGAAUCGAAAAAGCCAAACGGGAUCCCCAUUGCUGUUUUUUCGCUGUACCAAAAGUCGCCGAUGCAGCCGGUCGCGCGAAAUCCAAAAAGUCAAUCGAAGAGCCUGAAAAAGGGGUGUGCUGGAGCUCCGCAAGCGCCCGACUACGUGAGCUACUGCCGCUUGGUGUGGAUUCCGGCUGAAGAAAAUGCCGCUAAUUCCGAUCCGCGCGGCUGCUGGCAAUAUUCUUGGAAGCGUGACCCCGAGAUUCGGGCCAUAUGUGAGAACCCGGUGACAAUGAAGAACGAUGGAGACCUGAAACCGGACAAUUAUCCGAAAGAGCCGCGCCGGCUGGUCGCGCCCGAGAGCCCGGGCAUGACGGAGCUCAUGGCCAUCUACAUUACCAGCGACACGAGCAACGUCGGCUUCCAGGCCGAAUUCACGCGAGCUGAUGAUUUUGUGUAUAAGGAUGAAUGGCUGCCGCCGACAACAACCACCACCACGGAGGAGACCACUACAACCACGGAGAGCACUACAACCGAAGCCACUACUACGACCGCUUCUACUACCACUACCAGCAUGCCCCCGUCGGACACGCCAACGAACUCCUCGCAGACGGCCGGCAAAGAAGAGAACACCGCCGACGACCCGACGAUGAUCAUCGUUGCCGUUGGUCUCGUUGUCCUGCUCGUCGUCGUCGCCAUCAUCAUUGUUGUCGUCCUCAAGGGGAAAGGCGGCGGCAAGAAGAAGAAGAAGAAGGGCGGCAAGAAGGGCAACAAGGCAAAGACCGAGUCGAACACGGAAAGCGGCGAGAACCCGCCGCCGUCCCCUGACGCCCCUGCCGCUGACUCCCCCGCCCCUGACGCUCCUGCCCCUGAUGCCCCCGCCCCUGACGCCCCUGACGGCACGCCGCCCGCC